Molecule: messenger RNA, 1320 nt
Organism: Ectocarpus sp. CCAP 1310/34
Lineage: Eukaryota; Phaeophyceae; Ectocarpales; Ectocarpaceae
Source: the annotation of a GenBank genome assembly
AUGGCUGAAUUUGACUAUAUUAUUGUCGGCGCUGGCAGCGCUGGAUGUGUCCUCGCCAACCGUCUGACAGAGGACGGAAAAUCGACUGUCCUGCUACUGGAAGCCGGCGGAAAAGACACGUCGAUGAUGAUCCACAUCCCCGUCGGCUAUGCCCAGACGCUAAAGGAUCCAAAAGUCAAUUGGAUGUACGAAACCGAGCCUGACCCUGGAACCAAUGACCGCGUCCACACCUGGCCGCGCGGGAAAGUGCUGGGCGGCUCAUCUUCGAUCAACGGCCUGCUCUACAUUCGAGGCCAACGUCAGGAUUAUGAUGGCUGGCGGCAAAUGGGCCUGCGUGGUUGGUCUUAUGAUGAUCUCCACCCCUAUUUCCUGCGCAGUCAGAACCAGGAACGAAGUGGCAUGGAUGGUCAUGCCAAAGGCGGCCCGCUCAACGUCUCGGACGUGACUGAACCGCAUCCCGUCUCGGAUGCCGUGAUUGAGGCUGGCAAAGCCAUGGGCCUGCCGCACCGCGAUGUGAAUGGCGAAGAUCAGGAAGGGGUUUGCUAUUAUCAGUUGACCGUCAAGAAUGGCCGCUUUGCCACACGCGCUAUUCAUCACGGCUAUGAUCCGCUCAGCGCUGACGGGGCACUGACCCCGCCGCUGCAUCUCACGUCAACCUUCGCUUUCGAAACCGCCGAACAAGGCGGCGCACGGUUUGCGGGCGAGGCACCCGGGCAUAUUUACUCGCGCAUCUCGAACCCGACGACUGAUUUGCUGGAACAACGCAUGGCCUCUCUCGAAGGCGCUGAAGCGGCUGUCGCGAUGGCCUCUGGCAUGGGGGCGAUCACGUCAGUCUUGUGGAGCUUUCUGCAAGCUGGAGACGAGUUGAUCACUGACAAAACCUUGUAUGGUUGCACCUUCUCUUUCUUUCAGCACGGCCUCAGCCGGUUUGGGGCAGUCGCAGAAAUGCUGUCGGCGCAUAGCCAAGUGGCGGCUGUAUUCUAUCCCGGCCUCGAAAGCUUUCCGCAGCAUGAGCUCGCCAAGCGGCAAAUGCAUGGCUUUGGCGGCAUGAUCGCAUUUGAACUGACAGGCGGGUAUGCGGCCGGCAUCGAUAUGAUGAACCGUCUACAGCUGAUCCGCCGCGCCGUGAGCCUCGGCGAUGCUGAGACACUGAUCCAGCAUCCGGCAAGCAUGACUCACUCAACCUAUUCUCGCGAAGAACGCGAAGCGCACGGCAUCAGCGAGGGCCUGGUUCGGAUAUCCGUAGGGCUCGAAGACGUAUCUGACGUGAUGGCAGAUCUGCAUCAGGCUCUGGGUUCAAAUCAAGUGGUCGCAGCCUAA